AUAUAUAUUUUCUUAAUUUUUUAUUUGUGUGUUGAACAAAAUAAUAUUAUUAAUAUAUAACACAUUUAAAUCAAUCGUGCAUAUACUUAGCAACUUUAUAUCGUCAGUGUAGGAUUACAAAUAUUCAAAGUUAAAAGCUCGCAAGCUAGACAUUAGUCCAAUUGUAGCCUUUUAUUCAUAAAAUCGGAGAGAUUGUGUUACUUUGAAAUUACCCUAGUUCGCGGGUAUGACCGUUCUCGUUGUUUUUGGCGUCUAAUCUUUUUUUGUUAAGAACAUGAAUUCGCGGACUAUGAAAUUAAACCAUUUUCAAUAAUUGAGGUUUAAUGCCUUUUUAUAUUUAUAAUUUUGAACUCAAGAUCAACGAAAAUUAGUUCUAAAUGAAAAUACAGUAUGUAUCUUUAGCAAAUGUUAGUUUACCAGCUAAUAUUUCUUGACAACUUAUGGUAUCAAAAAUGUUAAAAUUAACAAUUGUUAUUUUUUACUGUUGUAGUUCAAGUGGCCAGGUAGAAAAGGUAAAAAGAAGCCUCCGAAACAUGAUCAACAUACAACGGACAAUCCGCCACCAGGGGGACCUGGCCUAGGCGCAGUUGGAGCCACUGCUGGAAAUUUAACGCAAGAUAGACUAAGCCCCAUGAAAACCCCGUGGAGGAAACUAGAAGGUAGCGGGAAAUGGACGAAAGAAUAUGCUGAAAAGCUUUUGGAUGACAUACAGAAACGCUGUGAUAAAGAAAAAGACAUUCCAAACAUUCGCAUUUUGCUUCUGGGAUCGGUAAGAGCUGGAAACUCAUCAUUUCUUAAUACAGUAGCAUCUAUUGAUAUAGGAAGAAUAGCACAGAUAACAAUUGCAGGAGGGGCGGAUGACAGUGUGACUUUUGCGCUGAAAGAAUACUGUCCAAAAGACAAAUUGAAGAACUUCCAAAUAUUAGAUACAAUGGGCGUGGAGGACACUAAUCAAGGAGGGCUCAAUCUUAAGGAUGUUUUAUACCUUGUUAAGGGUCACAUUCCACCUAAUUAUAAGUUCAAUCCUGCCACACCAAUUGAUGAAAAAGCAAAGAAUUCAGGUCAGAGCCAAAGGAUAGAGAGAAAAUUCAUUGCGUUGUUUUUGUGAUAGAUGCUACUGUCGCCGGGAAUGACAAUAUUUCAGAUGCAAGAAGAAAAAAAAAAUAAAAG
Mercenaria mercenaria is the source of this 1170-nucleotide messenger RNA. RefSeq names its product interferon-induced protein 44-like. NCBI's taxonomy places the organism in Eukaryota, Metazoa, Mollusca, Bivalvia, Venerida, Veneridae. The record is from RefSeq and is a predicted model, not a curated record. The transcript is spliced from 6 exons. The coding region runs from base 632 to 1108 and encodes 158 amino acids.